AUGGCGGGCGACGAUCAUUACCUUACUUUGCAAUGCCCCGAUAAGGCAGGUAUUGUGUACGCGGUCACGGGACUGCUCGCGAAAGAGAACCUCACUAUUCUGGACUUGCAGCAAUUCUCCGACCCGAUGUCCAAGACUUUCUUCAUGCGCGUGCACUUCGGCCAUUCUGCUGAGCUCAAUGGCUUGCAGGAGAGCAUGAAAAAGCUGGCCGCGGACAUGCAAAUGGACUACCAAAUCCGCCGCGUGGACGCGAAGCCCAAGGUCCUCAUCAUGGUCUCCAAGAUUGGUCACUGUCUGAACGACCUCCUCUUCCGCGUCAAGUCUGGACAACUGAAGGUCGAAGUACCAAUCAUCGUUUCAAACCACCCAGAAUUCGCCGAGGUGUCGAAGAACAACGGCAUCGAGUUCCACCACCUCCCUGUAACCAAGGAUACGAAGGAGCAGCAGGAGACCCAGAUUCUGGAUCUCAUUGCGAAACACAACAUCGAUCUUGUUGUGCUGGCGCGCUAUAUGCAGGUCCUCUCACCACGACUUUGCACGGAAAUGUCGGGCAAGAUUAUUAACAUCCAUCACUCUUUCUUGCCCAGCUUCAAGGGAGCGAAGCCAUACCACCAGGCUUACGAGCGUGGCGUUAAGAUUAUUGGUGCGACAGCGCAUUUCGUCACUGCCGACUUGGACGAGGGUCCGAUCAUCGAGCAGCGCGUUGCAAGAGUCGACCAUGCACUCAGCCCUAAGGAAUUAGUCGAGGAGGGUAGCAAUGUUGAAAGCCAGGUUCUUGCAGCUGCAGUUAAGUGGUGGAGUGAGAAAAGGGUGUUCUUGAACGGCGCGAAGACUGUUGUUUUCAACUAG
Molecule: messenger RNA, 849 nt
Organism: Parastagonospora nodorum SN15
Lineage: Eukaryota; Fungi; Ascomycota; Dothideomycetes; Pleosporales; Phaeosphaeriaceae
Exons: 1
Coding region: 1-849 (282 amino acids)
Biological process (GO): 'de novo' IMP biosynthetic process
Molecular function (GO): formyltetrahydrofolate deformylase activity
Source: RefSeq, a predicted model, not a curated record